CUUAAUAAAUAACGCUUGAACGUACACACGAGCCAUUCUCGCCUAGAAUCAGAUAUCCACACGGUACUCACCCACUUCUUCAAAGCGAAACACACGGUACUCACCCACUUCCUCAAAGCGAAACACACACAUACCGAAUCAGAUUCAUAGCUCGGAAUCGAAAAAACAGAUUGAAAGCAUGAAGAGGCGGAGGAGAGAAACGAAGGAAGAGGAAGAGGAGGAGAAGGAGAGGCAUAGAAUUGAAAGAGCAAAUAGGGCAGAAAGGAGAGAGAGUCAGAUAAAUGUAAGAACAAAGUCUUGUGAGAGUUGCCCAUCUUCUGCUCGACAAAAUGCCUUUGCUGACACCAACACUAAUACUGACAUUAUUAGCACUCUACCGGACCCUAUUGUCGUCCACAUCCUCUCCAAUCUCUGGAUCGUAGAAGCUGUCGCCACAAGCAUUUUGUCGAGCGGGUGGAGAACUCUAUGGACUCUCAUCCCAAAACUUUACUUACAAGAACCAGACUUAGAGCGACCAGAUCUAAAUUUGAGCUUUGUAGAUAUAGUGUCCAGAAUAUGGACUCUUCGCAAUGCCAUUUCCAAUCCCAUACCACUCCACACAUUUAGCAUCUGUUGGUCCACACCUUGUCGUCCCUUCUAUGUCGACACAUGGGUCCGCGCCGCCAUUCUACGUGGUUUGGAAGUGCUUUGUCUACAUAAUUAUUGCAAUGAUACUGAAUCUUUGGUAGAGUUGCCACGCAGUUUGUUCUUUUCUACAACAUUAGUAACUCUCAAAUUGAAAGGCAACAUUUAUCUCAACCCACCUUCUGAUUCUUGGUUCCCAAGUCUAAGGAAACUACAACUUUCACUCUUUAAGUAUGCAAAUUCUGACUCUUCGUCUACCAUCCUCACUGCCUGCCCUGUCCUCCAAGAUUUGGAACUCGAUGUGCAUUUGCAUGCGUUUCAAGUCAAUUUCAACAUCACUAUACAAGUACCCACCCUCAAAGGAUUGCAGUUAUGUUGCACUAAUUAUUUUGAGUCUUCAUCAUCAUUCAAAGUCUACAUAAACACCCCAUCUCUCGAGUACUUUACUUUCGAGGGUCAUUUGGGGAAGUAUGUUGUGUUGGAAAAACUCCCCGACUUGGUUGAGCUAGUCCUUGCAGUUCAGAUAGUUGAUGGUGUUAGCAUUGAAGGUUAUGCAAAGAGGGUGCGGGAUUUGAUUCGACCUUUCGCUCACAUUAAAUCCCUGGGUUUGUUCACAGAAACCACAAAGAUUCUCUGCCAUGCUUCUGGUGAUGAUGAACUUCCCAUGUUUCAUGGUUUGUCCUCCUUGAAGUUUUAUGCUUGUCCUUUUUUUGAGUGGCAUGCAAUUAGACUCUUGCUUGGCCAAGCUCCAAAGCUUCAAAUACUUGUCUUUGAAUCGUGCACAGAUUAUUCCUAUGGAGAAUCAGUACCUGACAAUUCUUGGGAUGAGUCACUGGAUGUCCCUGAAUGCUUGUCAUCACACCUAACAACUUGUCAUUAUAUAGGAUUUUUAGGGAAUAAGGACGAAAUGCAACUUGUUAGACAAAUCCUAAAGGUGGCAAGAGUGUUAAAGACAAUAAAUAUCAUCAUUAAUAGUCGUCUAGAACCAAAGAGCAAGCUUCGUGUUCGCAAGGCAUUAAGCAAGAUAGUAAAGAAGUUCCCAAAGAGCUCUCAGACUUGUGAAAUUGCAUUUGAUGAACGACCUCUGUUGUGAGUAUAUAUUCUACCGAUACUUAUCUUGUGUAAGGAUUGUUACACUUACACCCUAGCAGUUGAUAUGGGCAUUACUCACCUUGAAAUUGAGCUAGAAUCUCUCUAGUAGUAGUGGUUCUACUUUUGAAAUUAAACAUUGUUUCUAAUGCCUUUUUGAAUUUGAUUUUGGUUGUGUGCUGGUGGCUAAUGCAAAAA
Messenger RNA from Quercus robur (English oak), 1911 nucleotides. RefSeq names its product putative FBD-associated F-box protein At3g50710. Lineage: Eukaryota; Viridiplantae; Streptophyta; Magnoliopsida; Fagales; Fagaceae. Gene Ontology annotation, molecular function: protein binding. The record is from RefSeq and is a predicted model, not a curated record. The coding region runs from base 179 to 1717 and encodes 512 amino acids. The transcript has 2 exons.